AUGUCGGACUUACAGCUGGAAAGCGACCAGAUUAAUGCUUUGCGUGAGAAUGAACUGAGAGAAUGGAAGACACAAGAGAAUGCGGCUGACCUAAUGGUACCGCUCAUCGGCCGUCUAUAUCGCGAAAACAAUGUGGUGAGCGUCCUGUUUGGCAAAGGUCUUGUGCACAAAAACAGUAUCGACAUUAUCAAGCUGCACAAAUAUGUUUGCAAGUACGUGGGCAAAAGCAUGCAACCAACCGAGACGCUCGUUGUCCUGCUCGCUCUCGUGCAGUACGCGCCCAAUGCGCGCGAUAUGCGAAUUGAUCUUGGUCGUACAUUUGUCUUUAUGGAGAAGCAAGUAUUGAAUGUCCAGGCUCAGGUUACAUCAGAAGGUCGCGAACCCGAAUUGCGCGCGCUUGGCGAACAAUUGAACGCCAAGAUGGCCCCAUUAACCCAGACCCCUACUCUUACGGCAAGAGAUGUGAUUCUUUAUGGUUUUGGUCGCAUUGGUCGUCUUCUGGCCCGUCUGCUUAUAGAAAAGAGCGGUCCAGGCGUUAAACUUAUGCUACGAGCUAUUGUCGUACGCAAGGGUACUAAGGAGGACCUUUUCAAGCGAGCAAGUCUGCUGCGUCGCGACUCAGUGCAUGGACCGUUUCAUGGAAGUAUUACCGUUAAAGAGGAGGUGAACGCUAUUAUCGCUAAUGGAAACCUUAUCCAGAUCAUAUAUUCGGAUGGACCAGACAAGUGCGACUAUACAAAGUAUGGCAUUGAUAAUGCCAUUGUCAUCGACAACACUGGUCGCUGGCGUGAUGUUGAUAUGUUGGGACUUCACCUAAAGUCUCCCGGUGUCUCCAAAGUCCUUUUGACGGCACCUGCGAAGGGUACAGUGCCGACAAUCGUGGCCGGUGUUAAUGACGAUUCCAUCUCGGCGUCAGAAGAUAUCUACUCUGCCGCUUCUUGCACGACCAAUGCUAUUGCACCUUCGCUGUAUGCGCUAGACAACAAGUACGGCAUCAUGGGUGGACACAUUGAGACAGUGCACUCGUUUACAAACGACCAAAACUUGAUCGACAACUAUCACAUAAAGGAGCGUCGUGGUCGCAGUGCGGUGCUCAACAUGGUGAUUACCGAAACGGGUGCUGCUGCUGCUGUGGCUAAGUGCCUUCCAAACCUCAAGGAUAAAUUGACCGCAAACGCUAUCCGAGUGCCCACGCCUAAUGUGUCGUUAGCGAUUCUCAACUUAACGCUCGACCCAUCCAAAGCAGAGGGUAUCACCAAAGACUCGAUCAAUUCGUAUAUGUCAAAGGUAUCGCUGGAUUCGCCGCUUCAAAACCAGAUUGACUUUGUCAACUCUGCCGAAGUUGCAUCAACUGACUUUAUUGGCUGCCGCGCCGCUGGUACAAUAGAUGGUAAGGCCACCAUCGUCGAUGGCAACAGGGUGAUCCUGUACGUGUGGUACGACAACGAAUUCGGCUACAGCUGCCAAGUGAUCAGGGUUGUUCAGCGAUUGAUGGGGAUACAUCACACACAUUUCCCUAAAAAAGAGCAGAUCGAAGAGAUCGACCGUUCUCUUGGUCUCCUUUAA
This is a messenger RNA of Plasmopara halstedii, 1566 nucleotides long. Its product is annotated as glyceraldehyde-3-phosphate dehydrogenase. The record is from RefSeq and is a predicted model, not a curated record. Lineage: Eukaryota; Oomycota; Peronosporomycetes; Peronosporales; Peronosporaceae. Gene Ontology annotation, molecular function: NAD binding; oxidoreductase activity, acting on the aldehyde or oxo group of donors, NAD or NADP as acceptor. The transcript has a single exon. Bases 1 to 1566 code for a protein of 521 amino acids.